UGACUGAGUUUAGCGCUGUUUGGUGACAGUUUCCUGUCCAGUUUUCCAUCUCCCUUGCCAGACCCCCCAAAGUCAGAGUGUGUCAUCAAAUUGAGCGAGAACUAUGAUUGAAACUCAUUGCCACAGUGUGUAACGGUGUGUGUUUACGUCAUAGGGCUUAGAGCCGCAGAUAAGAUUUACCACAGAUAAGAUUUACAGAUGGAGAGAGGGAAGGAGGGAGGGACAGAGUGGUGUUACACUGCCAUCUCACUCACUUGCUCUCACUCAGGGACUCAGAUAGGCUGGUAUACUGAUUUUCUCUACACUUACUCAGAGAAGCAACAGGGUCAUGAUGACCCAAAGCCUCCAGAAUGGCUUCACUCUGGACAACCACUACCUCCAGGAUCUGAAGGGGCCUGUCCCUGUGCCCACUCAAUAUGCUCCGAGCCUGGGUGUACACCGGGGGUCAUGCCCUGUGGAGCCCCAUAAGGGCCAAGAGAUCCAGAGGCAUCGGUCUGCUCAGGCUGCUCCUCUCCUGGGUUCAUGUCGUGUGCAAACCCCUGCUCCUAUGGAAGUCCAGAUGUGUCAGUCUAUACAGCCAUGCCAUGCAGAUCACCAAGGAGACCUGAGUGCUGGGCAGCUACUCAAAUGGAUGGACACAAUCGCCUGCCUCGCUGCUGAGCGUCAUGCUGGGAUGGCAUGUGUGACACUAUCCAUGGACGAUAUCCAGUUUGAGGAGACUGGAAGGGUUGGUCAGGUGAUCACCAUCAAGUCUAAAGUCAACAGAGCGUUCACCACUAGCAUGGAGGUUGGAAUCCGUGUGUCAGUGCAGGAUGUGAGGGAACAUGUGGAGAGGUUGGUAUGUGUGGCCUACUCCACCUUUGUUGGAAAGCCAGCGGGACCACAGAAGGUGUUGUUGCGGCCAGUGGAGGAUCUGUGUUCUGCAGAGGAGGAGCUGCAGCAUUCUCUGGCCUCAGAGAGACGAAGACUUCGCCUUUACAAUGAACAGACCUUUAGUACCCUGCUACAAGACUACCACACACUAGCCAACGGUAACUAUUCCUCUCCAGGUGUGUGUAGCAGGAGAGACCCGCUGUCUGCUGUGUCCACAGAGUUCACGCGUGUAGAGAGCAUCGAGCUGGUACUGCCUCCACAUGCUAAUCACCAUGGCAACACCUUCGGAGGACAGAUCAUGGCCUGGAUGGAGAACGCAGCCACAGUGGCAGCCAGUCGUUUGUGUGGCUGCUUCCCCUCUCUGAGGUCUGUAGACAUGUUCCGCUUCAGAGGUCCAUCCUCUGUAGGAGACAGACUGGUCUUUAAGGCUGUGGUCAACAACACAUUUAACAACAGUAUCGAGGUAGGUGUCCGAGUGGAGGCCUAUAACUGUGAGGAGUGGAGCGCGAACAAACCGCGUCACAUCAACAGUGCCUUCCUCAUCUACCAGCUGGCUAACACACCUGGUGACGUACCUGCCUUCCCCCAAGUCACAUACACCACCCAGGACGGGGAGAGGAGAUACCUGUCUGCCAUUGUCAGAAAGAGAAUUCGCAUGGCUAGAAAGCACAUCCUGUCCUGUAAGGAGGAGGCUCCUCUCUCUGUCCCCUGGGAUAAAAGCAAUCAGGUGUAUCUGGGCUAUAACAACGUAGCAGCUCUGACUGUACUGGCUGGGAAACAAGACUGGGAAGCCAGCAGCAUCAGUGACAGAGUCGCUGUGUAUGUCCAUGAGGAGGUGGAGCUGCUUUGUGUCCAAGUUCAGAUGGAGGUCAUGACCUCUGCCCUCCAUGCCUUCACCUUACUGGCUGACCUCACGCUGCGACCUCUUUGGGACAAACACUACCUGAGCUGUGAGGAGGUGGAGAGGGCGGAUGAGGAAGAGACAGUAUAUCACAUUAAAUGCCCCCCCAUCAAUGGAGGCAAGAGCCGCGACUUUGUGUUCCUGCUAUCAAAGAGGCAGCCCUGCAAAGACGGUGACCCCUAUGUGGUGGCCCUGAGGUCUGUAACUGUGACAACAGUUCCCCCUGUGGAGGGUUUCCUCCGUAGCGAGGCCAAGUGUGCCGGUUUCCUCAUCCACAGCCUGGGACUCAACAGUUGCAAGGUGUGUUACUACAACCAGGUGACGUCAGGUGUUUUGCCGUAUGUAGCAGGUAACCUGGCAGGAUGGUCCAAGUCUAUGGAGGAAACGGCUAGCGCAUGUACCACCUUCCUGGAGAGAGACCUCAUCACUAGCCUCUUCUGAUUCACACACUAAGCAUGAGUCUAUGAUGGUGAACUGACACAGCAGCACAGAUUCUAACAAUAUAGAAAUGUCCAUGGCUGCUAAUUACAGGUGUUACAUUUACAGUUACCCAAAAUGUAUUUGUGACGUUUAUGUAACAAUUCAGAGCAAAUUUAGCUCAUGUAUGUGGUGUAGGUCUUAUGUCAUGAAUUCUUCUAUAAAUAUUUCAGAUGUUGAUACGAGUAAUGUACAGUAACAUAAUGAUACUCAUAAUGAUAAAACCUAUUCUGU
Molecule: messenger RNA, 2485 nt
Organism: Salvelinus fontinalis (brook trout)
Lineage: Eukaryota; Metazoa; Chordata; Actinopteri; Salmoniformes; Salmonidae
Product: acetyl-coenzyme A thioesterase-like
Exons: 12
Coding region: 329-2215 (628 amino acids)
Cellular component (GO): extracellular exosome
Molecular function (GO): acetyl-CoA hydrolase activity; lipid binding
Source: RefSeq, a predicted model, not a curated record